Messenger RNA from Chinchilla lanigera (long-tailed chinchilla), 587 nucleotides. RefSeq names its product hemoglobin subunit alpha-3-like. Lineage: Eukaryota; Metazoa; Chordata; Mammalia; Rodentia; Chinchillidae. Gene Ontology annotation, molecular function: oxygen binding; oxygen carrier activity; heme binding. The transcript is spliced from 3 exons. The record is from RefSeq and is a predicted model, not a curated record. Gene Ontology annotation, cellular component: hemoglobin complex; blood microparticle; haptoglobin-hemoglobin complex. The coding region runs from base 53 to 481 and encodes 142 amino acids. Gene Ontology annotation, biological process: hydrogen peroxide catabolic process; oxygen transport.
CUCUGCUGGUCCAGAGGCUUCUGCUUCUGACACAGACUCAGCAAGGCUCAGCAUGUCGCUUUCUGAUGAGGACAAGGCCUAUCUCAGGUUUGCCUGGAGGAAAUUUGAGCCUACCUGGGGCCAGCAUAGCCCAGAUGCUGUGUACAGGAUGUUUCUGAGUUUCCCCAGCACCAAGACCUACUUCCCCCACUUUGACAUGACCCCAGGAUCCCCUCAGAUCCAGGCCCAUGGCAAGAAGGUAGCCAAUGCCUUGAACAAGGCCGUGGAGAACAUAGAUGACAUGCCUACUGCCCUGUCUGAUCUGAGUGACCUACAUGCCUACAAGCUGCGUGUGGACCCAGUGAACUUCAAGCUCCUGAACCACUCCAUGCUUGUAACCAUGGCCAAAAACUACCCAGAAGACUUCACUCCUCAGUUCCAUGCCACCAUGGACAAAUUCCUGACUGCUGUUGGCAGUGUGCUGACCUCCAAAUACCGUUAAGCUGAAGUUAUGCCACCCUGCCCACUGGGCCUGAGGCCACACCUCCUUCCUCCCCUCCCUGUCCUGCACCUCUGCAUUUCUGAAUAAAGUUGAACUGGUGGCAGGA